Dentiscutata erythropus is the source of this 148-nucleotide messenger RNA. The record is from the annotation of a GenBank genome assembly. NCBI's taxonomy places the organism in Eukaryota, Fungi, Glomeromycota, Glomeromycetes, Diversisporales, Gigasporaceae.
GCUUUAUCUAUCGCACAUGUUAUUUUUAACUCAGAUAUUAAUUGUUCAAUUUUGAAUACACCUAAUAAGACUAUAUCGAAUGCUUAUUAUAUUGAGUUUACUAUAACUGUUAUUACAUUGGUAGUAUCUGUACUUAAGUUGGAAUUAG